AUGGGACUCCGGCCACGCCAACUUCAAGGCAUAGGCGAGUUCGGCGUCCUCAACUUUAACAAACCUGAUACACAAUCCCCAGGAGGUGCCAGCCAAACGCGCAGUGCUUGGGCAGCUGAAAGUGAGCAAAAGUACCUCGGCGAUCGAGGAAGCUACACAACUGGACUAAAUGGGCAGACGCCAACCUCGACUCGCAAGAAGCCUUCCACUAUUCCGCAGAAACUACUUAGAGUUUUGAACUGCAUCACGGAUGAAAAUAUGACUCUUCCCACCUUUUUGGAAGAGUUGUUCAAGUCCAAAGAUGAAGUUGUCAAACAGUGGACUGGGGUAUUCCACGAAAGCAAGGGUGCCGAGCGAGUUCUCAAGAUCUGGGACAGCACGCUGCAAGGCACCAAAUGGGAAGAGGAUUUUGUCAAUAGUGCCGUCGAUGUCGUCGUCAACCGAACUUUAAAGCAUCUUAGAAACGACGAGAUCAGAAAAGACUGGCGGCUACCACACACGAAGGUGACUGGGCAGAAGGUCGCAGGUUUUUUAGUCGACGAUUUUCGCUUUCUUCAUCGGUACGCCGAAGGCGCCAAGUAUUUGACACGGUUCUUGAAAGGUCUCCUCGAGGAAGAUAUUUCUGAUCAGAAGCUCUCGCGCAAGUCACGCAAGCGUCGCAGGGCUCAAAAGCCUACGUCUGUUCGGGGAUGCAUCGCGGCGAUGCUGAUAUUCAUGUCGUCGCAAAAGGUCAACGCCUUCCAGACCAUCAUGGGGCUCUUUCUUCAUUGCACAGGAUGUCCAAAGAGAGUACUCGAGGUCCUCUCUGGGCUCGGGCUUUCGAUCUCCUACAGCCAAGUCCAGAAUGGGCUGCGAUCGUUGACCAAGGACGCUCGGGAGCAAGUCAAGGAAGCGGUGGAGAAGUUUGAUUGGUACAUCGUGUACGACAACCUCAACAUCGCUAACAAGCACCACAACCAAAGGUCCGACAAACGCGAUAUUUUCGACAAUGGUACCGCUGCCACCGUCAUUCUCUUCCCCCCCGACAAGGACCAGCCUCCCACUGCACCACCUGCUCUCUUUCGCCCGGAGGAUGAGAGGCCGAACCCCGUUGCUGCCUUGUUCCUUCCCAAUAAAUUCGACUGGGAGGUGUUUCGACAGGUCAGCCGAUCGCACGUCUCCAAUGCCAUUGUGCGAUCAUCGCCGGAGGGAUCCACUGCCGCUGCUAUUCCAGCUAUGCCUAUCAAAAAGCUCAAUGUCAACAAGACUGCUCUGUUCCCGCUGCAGACCAUGAGGCUCGACGAAUCGACCAUUGCUGGCAAUUUGGCGGUGUUGGAAAGAAUCACGCAGGUCGGCCUUCAAUUGCCGGAAAGCUGGUUUGCACAUCCCAAAAACACCAUCGUUGCCGGCGACCAUAUGACUGUGUCCAGGUUGCUAACUCUCAAGAUUCACCGCAUUGUCGAUACUGAUCCAUACCACAGCCUUGCAUGGGUACACCCGACCCUCCAACUCUUCCACCUUGGUAUGAACCUGUGCGGCACCAUCUUCAGGACACAUUUUGGCUCCCCACUACUCCCAGGUUCUCUUGCCUCAAUUAUUAUUUUGCUGGGCCGCAAGCGCUUGACCAAGGAGAAGCAGGAGUUUAAAGCCGCGGACGAGUUGCUGAGAAUUGUCUUCGAUGCGAUGGUGCAGUCACUCUGCGAGUCCCUGCGGGAAGUUGGUGCAUCAGACGAGCUUGAUCUUCCGAGAUUCACAGAAACCAUCACCAACUCCUUCUGUGGUUUGCCUUCGCCGUCGCUCUUUGGUCUGCCCUGUACUACCGUCAACAUCAACGCCCUUCUUUUCUUGCGCGAUGUAGCGGUGCACAUCGAGUUAACCGAGGCCGUCAAAGCCGGCGACAUUGGUCGCAUCAGUCACCUGCUGCCGAUCAUUACGUUGAUGAUGCAUGGAGGAGGCAACACAAACUAUGCGCUUGAACUGCUGCGUCUCCUCUAUGGUAUUCGCCAUCUGUGGACGGAUGAGUGGACGACAAGGGUCCUCUCUAGCAUGCUUGUCAACCCCAAAGGCCUCGAAGGCGGAUGGAUGGCGACCGACAUGCUUCAAGAGAAUCAUAACUAUCUCAUCAAGUCCAUCUUUUCAUCGAAAGGAUCCAACAUGACCUGGGAAUAUCUGAGGGAUGCAAUAUCCACCAACAUCAGAACUUUUCAGGACAUUUCGUGGAUGUUCGAGCGAGAGGUCGGAGUUGGCUCCAACAGCACCAAACACCAGAAACCAUCCACUGCAUCGGACAUCUCCAAGAUUCAGAGGUACUUCCGACACAGUGGCAUUUUAUGCAAGUCCGGCCAAUGCGAUCAAGGGGACCUGGUGGUCGAUCUUCAGGGUCAUGGUGGAGACAAGAUGGCCUGGGGAUCUAUUGUACGAUUUUUGGAUAGGCACAGGCAGGAGGAUGCGGUGGAUUUAGAAGAGACGGAGGCACUCGAAAACGUUAUUAAUUAA
Molecule: messenger RNA, 2475 nt
Organism: Linnemannia hyalina
Lineage: Eukaryota; Fungi; Mortierellomycota; Mortierellomycetes; Mortierellales; Mortierellaceae
Source: the annotation of a GenBank genome assembly